Molecule: messenger RNA, 1705 nt
Organism: Populus trichocarpa (black cottonwood)
Lineage: Eukaryota; Viridiplantae; Streptophyta; Magnoliopsida; Malpighiales; Salicaceae
Product: ankyrin repeat domain-containing protein, chloroplastic
Exons: 7
Coding region: 77-1381 (434 amino acids)
Biological process (GO): protein targeting to chloroplast
Cellular component (GO): chloroplast outer membrane
Molecular function (GO): protein binding; chloroplast targeting sequence receptor activity
Source: RefSeq, a predicted model, not a curated record
ACUAUAAUAACCCAUGUUCUAAAAGACAUACACAGCCGAAAUCUCCUCCACUUCAUAUCUCCGGAAUCAGACAGACAUGUCCCUGCCAACUCUGCUAAACCCACAAACCCCAAAACUACACGUUCCUCUAUCUCUCAAGUUUCCAUCUUUCAAAACUCUAAAAAUCCCAACAAAAAUCCACUCCUCCUCACCUUCUUUACAAUCCCAAUUCCCUAUACGAAAUGACAGUUUUGAAGACCAAGACCAUGCCAUUGGUGACUGUAUAGUCUUUGAAGAAGGCAUUUUUGAAGACCCUUAUUUGGAAAACAAUUCAAAUGCCAUUGAGGAUUCAAAGUUGAGGUCUGUUCAGAAAAAGAUAAAAAGGGUUGUUCCUAAAAUUGAAGAAGAGAAUUUGGUGCCAGAGAAUUGGAGAGAAGUGCAAGCAGAGAUUAAUAUUGGUAAAAAAGAAAGGAGAAAGAUUGCUCAAGAAUUGGAAUAUAAUAAAAAAUUUGAAAGGAAAAGGAAAGGGUUGGUUCCUAUUAGGAAUGUGAAUUUAGAGGAGUAUCAGGCUUUUAGAGAAGCUAAAUUGGCACAGUUGAAGCCACUUGUGCUUGAUUAUCCACAGAGUAUUAAAGAGGAGGAGGAGGAGGAGGAGGAGGAUGAAGUGAGGGAGAUUGUUAGUGAGAGAGUGAAAGGGAAGAAUCCUAGAUGGGCGGUCUAUGGGAGAGGUUUAGAUGAUGUUAGAGAGUUUUUUAACGGUGAGGGUUAUGAGCCUGGUGAACAGAAAUCUGAAGGUAAGCGCAAGUUGUUUACGAAAGAGGAAAAGGUUUUGUUAAAUAAGCGGGUACCUGAUCUAGCAGUUGCUACCUCUAGAAAAUGGCUGCCUGUCCACACACUUGCUGCAUCAGGAGAAUUCUACCUUAUGGAUGCGUUGUUGAAGCAUAAUGUUGAUAUCAAUGCUGUGGAUGUGAAUGGUUGGACUGCACUUCACAGAGCAAUAAUAUGCAAAAAGCAAGCUAUAAUCAGCUAUCUGUUGAGAGAAUCAGCAGAUCCUUUUGUACAUGAUGCAGAGGGUGCCACCUUGAUGCAUUAUGCAGUUCAAACAGCAUCUGCUCCAGCUAUCAAAGUUCUUCUGUUAUAUAACGUCGAUAUAAACCUUCAGGACAAUGAUGGAUGGACACCAUUACAUCUUGCUGUUCAAGCCCGAAGAACGGAUAUAGUGAAGCUUUUAUUAAUAAAAAGAGCAGAUAGUACAAUUAAAAACCUGGAUGGCUUAACAGCACUCGAUCUCUGCCUCUAUUCUGGCAGAGACACAAGGACUUGUGAGCUUAUCAAGCUGUUUAAGCAGUUUGCGAAGAAAUCAACUUUGGCCAAAAACCCUUAUAAUGCUUCAGCUUCCUAACUGCCUUAAUGGAGCCACUUUAUAUCUUCCUAAUAUCCAGAUUCACUGGAAAAUCAUUGCUCUGGCAGUGAGAAUCUAUAAUUUCAAGCUCCCUCGUGUAUAUGAUUUAUACAUUGUAGAAUGGAGAAAUUGGAUGGAUGCAGAUAAACAAUGCCAAACAACUGUGCGAAAUGAACAAGAACAUGGCUUCUCCACCCUGCUUGAUAUUGUAAAAUCAGCAGGUUUUUGCAUGACUUUGUAAUUAAUGAUGUGAAAACUUAGCAUUGUAGUCUAAGUUAUAUUCAUCAAGUAAUUUUAGGCUGUGUCUGUAUUGUUAGUGAGCAA